Messenger RNA from Lactuca saligna, 471 nucleotides. The record is from the annotation of a GenBank genome assembly. Lineage: Eukaryota; Viridiplantae; Streptophyta; Magnoliopsida; Asterales; Asteraceae.
AUGGAAGCGCGGAGAAGAUCAUCGUCGGCAGGAAGCUGCAAUAAACACCCGAAACACAGGCAAUCACCUGGAAUUUGCUCCUUGUGUUUAAGAGAAAGAUUAUCGAAGAUAUCAGGCCCUUCAUCAGGCGCCGUCAUAAACGUUUCUUCAUCAUCUUCUUCAUCUUCUAUCUCAUCGGUAUCUUCUGCUUAUUCUUCACAUGCCUCUUCUUACACUGCAUCUCCCAUGCAAAGCUAUCGAAAUCGACGACAGAUCGGUAAUUUGGAAGGAAACGGGUAUCUUCAUUUCUUGAGGAAGAACACUAAUGGUUUGUUAAAGAAGAGUAGAUCAGUGGCUUUUGUUAGUGAUCAAACCAAUGUUAUGCAAGAUCAUGAGAAGAAGGUUGGGUUUUGGUCAAAAUUGAUGGGAACAAAAAGGAAUUCUUCGAGAAUGAUGCAUUCAAGAACAUUGAGAGAAACGUUUCAUUCUUGA